Molecule: messenger RNA, 1158 nt
Organism: Acanthocheilonema viteae
Lineage: Eukaryota; Metazoa; Nematoda; Chromadorea; Rhabditida; Onchocercidae
Source: the annotation of a GenBank genome assembly
AUGAACGCAUCUAUCAUUGGAAAAUGUAAACAGAUCCAGUUUAUUAGAGCAAAUCCAGUUACUUGUGUACAAGAUAACAUUACGGAAAACACUAGAAAACCAAACAUUUGCGGUAAAGAAGUACGAUCUUUCUACGAAACUUUGUUAGCUGAACCGUCCACUUCGGUGGUUCCAGAUGCUACGAUAGUUAAACACACAGUUAAACUGGAAAAGCUCAAGAAUAACAGUCAACAUCUUCGGAAGUCCACGAGAGUAUCAAAUAAUAUCUCGAAGAAGAAGGAUGAUAUUACAAAAAACGUCCAGCAACUUUUCAAGGAUGCUGCAAAUGGAAAUAUGCAAGGUGUUAUGGAUUAUUAUUGUGGAAAAGGUAUGUUUGGUAUUAUACUUUCAAGAAAUACACUAAAAGAUUUCAAAUGGAUGGUAGUCAGUAUCAGAAAUGGAAAAUCAUAUGACAUGAAAACUGCAGGAAUGGAUAUCAAUAUAUCGGAUCAGUAUGGUUGGACUGCAUUGAUGUGUGCAAGCUAUGCAGGGCAUUUACAUAUUGUUAAAUAUUUGUUAUCGAUGGGAGUAGAUAUUUCAAAGCGAAGCAAAUCAGGUGAAACAGCUGCUGACUUUGCAUUAAAAUGUGGACAUCAUGAAAUAUACCGAUGUAUUUUCUCACAUGAAAAGGAAAGAUCGAAAAAUUCCGGAAUGCGGUGUGAAUCAUUCUUGCAAAAAAUCAAAGAAUCCGGAAAUUUUGAAGAGAUCACACGCUUUUGUGAUGCCUGUCAAUGUACUUAUGUAGGAGAAGCUCAUCUAAGCAGUGUAGCACAUCUUUUGGAAACGCGAAAACCGGUGCUUGAUCCAGGGUAUGGAAUUCCAGAAUGGAAUAAAGGUUAUCGCAUUUUACGGAGAAGUGGCUGGGAUGAAUUUGAAGGAUUAGGUCGUAAUGCGACGGGUCGGCGAUAUCCGAUAAAAACAAUACUGAAGAGAGAUAAGCUUGGCUUAGGUUGUGCUAGAUUCGAUGCAGCUAAAGUGACUCAUUUCAAGGCUAAUGAUGUGAAAGCGGUGAAAGUAGGACUUAUAACGAGAGCAAAACAGAUGAAAGACCGAAGGAAGCAAAUACUUCACGGGAAGAUUUUAGAGCGUCGAUUUAGAAAUAUGUUUAGAGGUGAUUGA